Molecule: messenger RNA, 1576 nt
Organism: Arabidopsis arenosa
Lineage: Eukaryota; Viridiplantae; Streptophyta; Magnoliopsida; Brassicales; Brassicaceae
Source: the annotation of a GenBank genome assembly
CUAGGCGAAUCAAGAAGAUCAUGGAACGGCAAGGCGUGACCGGUCCUAAACCGCGCCUGUUAACCGGAAAUAUCCUCGAAAUCUCGGCCAUGGUUUCGCAAUCCACUUCCAAGGAUUGUGACUCUAUUCACCAUGACAUCGUCGGUCGCCUUCUCCCGCAUUACGUUUCUUGGUCAAAACAAUACGGGAAGAGAUUUAUUGUGUGGAACGGGACGGAUCCUCGGCUUUGCUUAACGGAAACGGAAUUGAUAAAGGAGUUGCUAAUGAAACACAACGGUGGAUACGCAAGGCACAUGGUGGAGUGCACAAGCAAGCUAGUGGAGAGGCUGAGGAAGGAAGUUGGGGAAGGAGGAUGUGAGUUGGAGAUAGGAGAAGAGAUGCAUAAACUCACUGCUGAUAUUAUAUCGAGGACGGAGUUUGGAAGCAGCUUUGAAAAAGGCAAAGAGCUAUUUAACCACCUCACUGUCCUCCAGCGCCGUUGCGCUCAAGCCACCCGCCACCUCUGCUUUCCCGGCAGCCGGUUUCUUCCAAGCAAAUACAACAGAGAGAUCAAGUCUCUGAAAAAGGAAGUGGAACGUUUGUUGAUUGAGAUCAUACAAAGCCGGCGAGACUGCGCUGAGAUGGGUCGGAGUAGUACUCACGGAGACGACCUUCUCGGGCUUCUCUUGAACGAAAUGGAUAGCGACAAGAACAAUAACAAUAACAACAACAAUCUUCAGUUGAUAAUGGAUGAAUGCAAGACAUUCUUCUUUGCUGGCCAUGAAACCACGGCUUUGCUCCUCACAUGGACAAUGAUGCUCCUCGCGGAUAGUCCCACAUGGCAGGAAAAAGUCCGUGAGGAGGUUAGGGAGGUCUUUGGCCGCGAUGGCGUUCCCUCGGUCGAUCAACUAUCCAAGCUAACCUCGUUAAGCAAAGUGAUUAAUGAGUCACUUAGACUUUACCCUCCAGCUACUCUUUUACCAAGGAUGGCAUUUGAAGAUUUAAAACUAGGUGAUCUAACCAUUCCAAAAGGUUUAUCAAUAUGGAUACCGGUUCUUGCGAUCCAUCACAGUGAAGAAUUAUGGGGUAAAGACGCAAACCAAUUCAACCCCGAACGUUUUGGAGGCAGACCAUUCGCGGCUGGUCGACAUUUUAUCCCAUUUGCAGCCGGUCCACGAAACUGCAUCGGACAACAAUUUGCGUUGAUGGAAGCAAAAAUAAUAUUAGCGACGCUAAUUUCUAAGUUUAACUUCACAAUAUCAAAGAAUUAUAGGCAUGCCCCAAUCGUUGUGCUUACUAUAAAACCUAAGUAUGGAGUUCAAGUGAUAUUGAAGCCAUUGGAUUCAUGAGGAUUUUGCGGUUAAAGUAGUGAUUUGGAAUGCCUUGGUAAAAUACGGGGAGAGGAAAGAUUUUGGGGUUGAGGUAUUUUUAGUAGUAUGACAACAAAUUAUGUUAAUUCUUUUUCCUCAAAAAGACAUUUUCUAUCGUUUUUUAUGUGUGUUUCUACAUACCAGUGAUUUUUUGUAAUGUGUAACGAGAACAAACUCAAACCCGCAUGAUUGUUUUGACAUGUUUUGAAUAUACUGUAUUUCUUUCC